Camellia sinensis is the source of this 1341-nucleotide messenger RNA. NCBI's taxonomy places the organism in Eukaryota, Viridiplantae, Streptophyta, Magnoliopsida, Ericales, Theaceae. The record is from RefSeq and is a predicted model, not a curated record.
AUGGUAAUGUCAAGGAAUUUAAAGGCUUAUGCUCAACUCCUCCAAUGGCAUUCGACUGCAUUUGAGAGAAACCCUGAUUUCACUUCCCCUCUGCAAGAUAGGACUUCAUCAUACCCAAAAGAAAUUCGGUUAAAGAGAAGAAAGAGGAUAAAAGGAUUUGAUUCAGCUGAUAGAAUGGACAACUCACAAGAUAAUGUCUGGGGAGACCAUAUGAUACAUUCAGAGUCAUCAGAGCUACCACUGUUAGACUUUGUUAAAGUAUUUGCUGCUUCCAAUAUCUUCAGCAGCACAAAUAAACUUGGGGAAGGAGGAUUUGGCCCUGUUUAUUGGGGAAAACUAGAAGAUGGGCAAGAAGUAGCAGUGAAAAGACUUUCGAGUCAUUCAGGGCAAGGCUUGGAAGAGUUCAAGAAUGAGAUCAUAUUGAUCUCCAAACUACAGCACAGGAAUCUUGUUAGGCUCUUGGGUUGCUGCAUUCAAGGGGAAGAGAAGUUGCUGGUUUAUGAGUACCUGAAAAACAGAAGCUUGAACACUUUUCUCUUUGAUGCAAAGAAAAUGGUGGAACUUGAUUGGGCUAAACGCUUCAACAUAAUUCAGGGAAUUGCUAGAGGACUCCUUUAUCUCCAUCGUGAUUCUUGUUUAAGAGUUAUUCACAGAGAUUUGAAGGCCAACAAUAUUCUCUUGGAUGAUGAUAUGAAUCCCAAAAUUUCAAACUUUGGCUUGGCACGAACUUUUCGAGUUACACAAGAGCUGGCAAAUACUCACAGGGUGAUGGGAACAUUUGGCUACAUGUCUCCUGAGUAUGCAAUGGGAGGGCUAUUUUCAGAAAAGUCCGAUGUAUUUAGUUUUGGUGUUUCGCUACUAGAAAUAGUUAGUGGCACGAGGAAUACUAGUUUACAUUACCAGGAUCAAUAUCUAAACCUCCUUGGUUAUGACCAUGUUGCGAAUAGGCCAACCGUGUCAGCAGUAGUUAUCAUGCUAAGCAGUGAAAUAGAAGUUCCACAACCAAAGCAGCCUAUAUUUACUACUCAAAGUUUGUCAGAAGCUACUGAUCUUCGAUCACAAUGCAAUAGUGAUGAUAGUGGCCUUGGUGCUAAUGAUGUCAAUAGUGGUGGAGAUGAAGGGAUAAUGGUUGUAAUUAUAGUGGAGAGGGUAGCAGUAGUUGUACUGCUGAUAAUGAGAGUCGUGAUUGUGAUAGUGGUAAUGAAUGACGGUGGUAUUGAUGACAACAGUAAAAAUGGUGAUGGAUGUGAUGAUAAUGAAAAGGGUGGUAGUGGUGAUAACAGUAAUGGUGGUGGUGGUGGUGGUGAGGUUAUAAUGGUGCACGUCAACAAUUAUGCAUAA